UCUACGAAUCGUUUCCCACCGAACGCCCUGUUUUCGGAAACCGAAACUUCCUGGCCGUCCGGGGAACCUGGUCGCUCAACGACCGAAUGUGACGAGAAGACGCUCGAAUUUUUCCUGCAUGAUAGUGUGGGGGAUCCUGUGAAAGCCAUCAUAGAAGAACUCAAACAGGAGAAAGAGGUCAGGAGGCGGUUCCAGAUUGGAGAUGGUGUCAUCUUCGAGAACCACCCGCAUGCCCUCAGUGACGUUGCGGAGGAAGCCAUCGAAGGGGAGGCACAAUCAACAGCACAGCGGACGCCGGGCCAUCGAAGAGAUUUCAAACAUCUGCGACCGGAUUAG
Messenger RNA from Fusarium odoratissimum NRRL 54006, 336 nucleotides. RefSeq lists its product as uncharacterized. NCBI's taxonomy places the organism in Eukaryota, Fungi, Ascomycota, Sordariomycetes, Hypocreales, Nectriaceae. The record is from RefSeq and is a predicted model, not a curated record. The transcript has a single exon. The annotation marks the transcript as partial.